Messenger RNA from Cucurbita moschata (crookneck pumpkin), 1753 nucleotides. RefSeq names its product enoyl-[acyl-carrier-protein] reductase [NADH], chloroplastic-like. The record is from RefSeq and is a predicted model, not a curated record. Gene Ontology annotation, molecular function: enoyl-[acyl-carrier-protein] reductase (NADH) activity. The coding region runs from base 463 to 1581 and encodes 372 amino acids. NCBI's taxonomy places the organism in Eukaryota, Viridiplantae, Streptophyta, Magnoliopsida, Cucurbitales, Cucurbitaceae. Gene Ontology annotation, biological process: fatty acid biosynthetic process. The transcript is spliced from 13 exons.
UUAAGAUUCCAAAAUGUUUGGAAGAUUCCCACAAUAUUGGAAUAACAUCAUAUUCAAAAACAAAAUUCCCGACAGUUUUAGACUCUCUAUUGACUUCUUCUUCUUCUUCUUCUCCAAUGGCCAAAGAUCAACUUUCUGAAAGCAGCCGACCUACCAACAAUGGCUUCCCAACUGUUCAAUUAAUUCUCUCGCUCUCUCUCUCAUUCAUGAAUUCACAAAUUCAUUAUUCGCCGUCUUCUUUACCAGCCCUUUUCGGCGUUCUCCAACCUUUUUCUUCAUCUUUUUCAUGGACACUUCUUCACCACUCUUCAAAACCCAAUCAAUUUCUUCUCCUCCUCUUCGCGUUUCAUCGAAGGCCCGAUUGAUCUUGUUGCAGUAUCCAUUGUCGCGCUCUCUCCGUCGCCAAGAAAUAGUUAUGGAUUUUGUUUGAAAUUUACUGUAUAGAUAGCCAUCUUCUAUAAGAUGUCGACAACCGGAGCCUAUUAUCUUCCGAUGUGCACACUGAGAAACAGCAAGCUCUCUUCUGCUAAACUUAGAAAUGUCUACAAUGUCUCCUCUUUGAAACACUUUCAGCUGAAUUCCAUCACUUUAUCUUCUACACGAACUGGGAAGCUUGCAACUAUUGCUAUCUCUGGAUCUAAUGAACACCAACCCGUCUCUGGGUUGCCGAUUGAUUUGAAAGGUAAGCGGGCAUUCAUUGCUGGUGUAGCUGAUGACAAUGGUUAUCGUUGGGCAAUAGCAAAAUCUCUUGCUGCUGCCGGAGCUGAAAUUAUUGUUGGUACGUGGGUGCGUGCUUUAAACAUCUUCGAAACCAACUUGCAACGUGGAAAGUUCGAUAAAUCUCGAUCAUUGCGAGAUGGAUCGUUAAUGGAGUUCGCGAAAAUAUAUCCCCUGGAUGUAGAUUUUGACAAUCUUGAGGAUGUUCCAGAAAAUAUAAAAACAAAGAAGCAGUAUGCAGUUUGCAAAAAUUGGACAGUUCAGGAAGUAGCAGAAUCAGUUAAGAAGGAUUUUGGAACCAUUGACAUCCUUGUGCAUUCACUUGCAAAUGGACCGGAGGGAAGUAAACCUCUCUUAGAGACCUCCAGGAAAGGUUACCUAGCUGCUUUCUCUGCAUCAAGCUACUCUUACAUCUCUCUUCUCAAGCAUUUCGCUCCAAUAAUGAAUCCAGGCGGUUCGUCGAUCUCUCUGACAUACAUUGCUUCCAAAAGGAUCAUUCCUGGAUAUGGGGGAGGUAUGAGUUCAGCAAAAGCUGCACUGGAGAGUGACUUACGAGUGCUUGCUUUCGAGGUGGGUAGAAAAAACAAGGUCAGAGUGAACGCCAUAUCCGCUGGUCCUCUAAGAAGCCGGGCAUCGAAAGCAACUGAAUACAUCGAUUCGAUGAUAGACUACUCACUAGCAAAUGCACCUCUGCAGAAACCAUUAUCUGCAGAGGAGGUGGGGAAUGCAGCUGCCUUCUUGGCAUCUCCUUUAGCGUCUGCCAUAACUGGUUCUGUUAUCUGUGUCGACAAUGGUUUGAACACCAUGGGAGUUGGAGUCGAUAGCCCGACACUCAAAGGACUGUAUCUUCUAAACCCCAACUGACGACCACCAGAAAAACUGCUGACCGUCAAAACGAAAACGUUCCAGCUGGGGGCCAAGUCUAUGCUCAUUUCUUGUUGUUGCUCCAUAAUUUCUAAGAACUUCAUUUCAUUUACUCUCGAAGAUGGUUCAAACUUCAAAGUGAUAAUAAAUGGGGCAAACAUGCUUAUAAUUA